UGCGCUUAAAUGAUAUCUGAACACAAUAAAUAUGUUUCUAAUCUGAAAUGUCAUGAAAUACCAUAGAAUUGUAUCUACUAUUUUCAGGGCAAAAUCUCACCUCAUUUCUCUAAGGGGAGAAAGUUCUAAAUUGCUCGAUGCAGCAGGUGGCAGGAAGUUAGAUUUUUCUCCAUCCUUUUUACGGUCACGGCUGUUGGCUGCUGCUCCGAAGUUGGAUGUCUUCAUUGAAACGAAGUCACUCGGGAUAACGCUCCGCUUCAUGAUGAACCCCCUCUGUGAUCAAGUGAAUUUUAGCUAGCUGAAGACUUUAAGGAAGGUUCCGCUCUCUGUCGCAAUGUUGUUGAGAAUGACUUCAGAAAAUAGAAAACCUCGGGAUGAUUCAAGUCCUCCUGCACCAUGUGCUCUGUGGCCUGUGGACCUACAGUUAACGCAUGUGAGCUGCAACCCAGGGGAUACACUGGUGCACUUUCAGGGCCAAUAUCUCACAAUAUGUGAACUGGACUAUAACAUACUGCAAGUGGAAAUACAGAAUGCACAGAAAAAACAGAUGGCGGUGGAAGUGGGGGAGUUCUGUUUGGUAGAGGAUGUCCUAUCUACCCGGUGGUACAGAGGAAGGGUUCAGAACAAACAGAAAGAAUUGUUUGACGUGUUCCUCAUAGACCAUGGGAAUGUUCUGAGUGUUGAUGCCAGCCAUUUGGCCACAGCUUUGGAUGAGCUCUUCAUGCUUCCUCCCAAAAUCAUCUGUGGUUUCUUUGCAAAUGUGUUACCAUUGAGAGAAAAUUGGGAUUCUUUUUCAGAGACGUAUUUUGCUUCCUUGAUUGGAAGUAAUGUCAAAGGAUACAUCCAAGCCUUUCUUCCUCACAAAGUCCUCAUACUAGAAGCCCCAGAUAUCAACAAGGAUCUCUUUAGGCUGAACUUAGGGAAACACAUGGACACAGACACAUUCCUUCUCUUGGUGGAAUUGUUGACAGAGGUACCACUCAAGCAGAGCAUUGAACCUGUCCCGGAUCUACUGAUUGAAAAGCAUGGUGGACAAGAAUUCUCAUUCAAAUCAUCCAGCUUGAAAGGUUUUGAGGAUAUUCUGUCAUUUUCAGGCCCUAAGUUGACCACUGGCAAAAAAGUGAGGGUUAGGGUAACCGCUGCAGUGAACCCUGUUACAUUCUACUGUCAAAUGACAAGUAUGGCAAAAGAUCUGAAACGGAUGUCAGACAAAUUGGCAUUGUCCUGUGAGUCCAAGAGCAAAGACCCCAGUCUACAGCCAGCAGAAAAUAUGGGCUUGCUUUGCUCAGUCAAAGGAAAAGAUGAGAAGUGGCAUAGAGGCUUUGUGCAGUUUCUCCCUGUAAACUCUAAAGUAAGAGUAUUGUUUGUUGAUUACGGAUUCUGUGAGUCUGUGAAAAUUGAGAAUGUCCUCCAGCUUCCACUAGAUUUUCUCUCAACACCAAUCAUGGCAUUCCCGUGCGCUCUUUCCUGCCUGAAUGGACAAGAUAAGGCAGUGAAGAUCCAGCAGCUGACUUGCUUCAAGAAAGGAUUGCUGGGUGGAGUAUUAGAUGUUGAAAUCAAUGGCUUUGACAAAGAGCAGAAUCUCUAUUCGGUCACAGUGCUCAGUGCUGAAGACUAUGCAGCUGUUGAGGCAGGGCCAAUUCAAGAUGUCCCUGGACAAAGGGAGUGUGACUUUGUUCUUGAAAGUGAGCCUGCUUUCCCUCUAAAUGGCUACCUGUAUUAUGAGACCGCAAUAAUCCAAGCAAUGGAUAAUUCAGUCAUUGUUGAGGAAAUGCAAGAGGACUCUGUGUUUGAAGGAUACGUGGAGCAUGUCCUGAAUCCAGGUGCGUUCUGGUUGAGAACACAGAAACGCAACAUAGACUUUGAAGAGAUGAUGGAGAACAUGGCCAAGCACUUCAGCCAAGUCCAAUUGGAUGAAGAAAUUCUGGAGAAUCCAGAGCCUGGUGCACUUUGCUGUGCAAUGUAUGAGCUGGAUAUGCAUUACUACAGAGCAAUGGUGACAGACACUCUUGACAAUGGAGCUGAAGUAUUUUUCAUUGAUUUUGGAAAUACAGAAAAGGUACCACGCAUGUGCAUCAAGCAGAUCCCGGACAAGUUUACUAUUGAACCAGCAUUUGCCCUGAGUUGUUCUCUGGUGAAUGUCAUGCCUUUCGACGAUGUAUGGACGAUCUCUGCAACCGACUACUUCCGACGAGCAGUCUCCAGCAAAACUCUCCUUGUGCAUGUUGUCCACAUAAGGAAAGAUCUAUAUGUGGUUGAUUUGUAUGAGCUUGAAAACAACUCAUCACAAAGAGCAUCAAAGAGCAUCACAGAGCUCUUGACCACAACAAAUCAUGCAGAAUUUUGGAAAUACACUCCUUCGGCGCCUGUGAUACUUAAGAGCGAGAUGGAGAAGAAAAUGAUGAAACCGAAGACCGGUAAAAAAGGACAAGUUCAUACAAAUGGAUCAAGCACAAGUGGAAUUACAAGGAAACCUCCCAAAGAGACAUGGGAAAUUUCUGAAUUGUUUGGCUGUGAAAAGAAACCUGAAAGCCCGAAGUCAAGCACCCUAAAAGACAAGGCACCAGCGGUGAAAUUCAAAGCACAGACAUUCAAGCCCGGAAGUGAGCUAGUUGUGCGAUGCUCUCACGUCAACACACCCUCAGAUUUUUGGUGCCAGCUGGAAAGCAAGAUCCCCAACUUGGAGGACAUGAUGGAAGCGAUUCAGCGGUAUUACCAAGCACACACACUUCCUGUGCAGUUAAAUGAUUCCUGUUGUGUUACCAAAUCUAAAGAUGACGGCAGAUGGUAUAGGGCCUGCAUUAUAGGAGCACAGAGAGAUGAAGUUGAAAUUAUAUUUGUGGACUACGGGAUUAUAUCAAAAGAGAGCGUGCACAAUCUUCAAGCAAUAGUGCCAGAAUUCCUUGAUCUUGAGGGGCAAGCAUUUAGAUGUAGCCUUUACAACUUGAUUGAACCUGCAAAGGGCAGUGAUAGUGAUUGGGGCAGAGAGGCAUGCGAUUUACUGAAGUACUUCGCUCAAGGCCAGUCAGUGAAGUUGACAUGCUAUAUACACGCUCAACUGUAUGUGAAAAACAAGGGCCUGUGCAAUGUUGUCGACCUCCACAACACUCAACAGAAUGCAACAAAGAAGCUUGUGGAAAAAGGUCUUGCAAGAGAAGUGCAAACCCCUAUGCAGCUUAUGCCAUCAGUAUGCCCAGACUCUUUUGUCCAUUCUUCCUUCAACUUGAGAUGUGGAAGUGAAGAGCAAGUCUGUGUCACUCAUGUGUGCAGUCCAUGGGAGAUGUAUUGCCAGUUGGACAGAAAUACUGAAAUGAUCGACAACUUGAUGGAGAAAGUCGCCACAGAAAGUAAAGAAAUACUGCGUGCCAACUCUGGGCCUGAAAUCGGAAAACUUUGCUUGGCAAAAUAUUACGGUGAUGGCAAAUGGUACAGGGGUGUGGCUUGCCCUGUUCAAUCUACUACGCUGCUUCUAAAUGUGUUUUUUGUGGACUAUGGAAACAUGCAUAUUGUUGAAAAAAACAAUGCUGUAUCUAUUCCCAGACAUUCAGCAGAUUUACUGUUCACUCCCAUGCAGGCAUUAAGAUGCAGUCUCUCUCAAAUCCCGAAAGAGGACAACUUUGCAGAUGUCAACAAAUGGCUAGAGAAAUCCAUUCUCAACAAGCCACUUAGAGCUGUCGUUGCAGGAAAGAAUGAGGAUGGGACAGUCUUUUUCGAUCUGUUUGAUGGAGGCAUAAACAUCAAUGAGAAAGUCAAGGAGCUCAUUGCAAGUCAAAAACCAAAGGAGGAGAAAAGCAGUAGACCUGUGACUGGUCAUGAAGGACACAAAGAACAAACGAAGAACAACAUUGGAAAAACUCAAGCGGGACAGCAUCUGAAACCCACAUGCAAGGGCAGCCAACAUCACCAACAUCAAAAUAAGAAGUCUUCAAAUGCUCAAAAAGCAAACCCACCAAAGCGUCCUGAUGCCCAGCAAGAUUGGAAAGGGCAAAGUGAAAGAAUCGCUCAGUUCAAAUCUGAGGAAAGCACAGAAGGAAAAACGGAUCAACAUGUAGACCGUUCCUCCAAACUCACAGGAACCGUUUGCUCUGUCCAAUUUCCAAAACUUUCACAACUACCCUCCAAUCCCAAAAUAAAGUCUGGAUUCCGAGGUCUGGGGUUUGUUUCCCAUAUCAAUACCUUCGACAGCUUUUUUAUCCAAAUGCAAGAUGAUGAACAAUCCAUUCUGAAAAUGAGAGAAGACCUCAACACUGAGCUGUUUAAAGAAACCAUGGGGAACAGCACAUUGGACUUCAGAAGGAAUAACCUUGUUGCUGCUGAAUAUGAAGAGGAUGGUGCACUUUACCGUGCAGUUGUGACAGAUAAUGCGUCUAAUGACCAUUUCAAGGUGGAGUUUGUUGACUAUGGAAAUACAGCCACUGUGACUAAGGACAAAAUGUACACUCUGACAAGUGUUUUUUUGUCGCAACAUAGACUAAGCAUACCCUGUUCAUUGCUAAACAGUGGCUCUUAUAAAAGUGAUGCCUCUUUCACUGAUGCAGUAAUGGGAAAACCUCUCAUGGUUGAAAUUGUCAGUCGUUUUGGGACACAGUGGGAGGUUAACGUUGAGAUCCAACAGGACAACCCAACACUUGACAAUGAUGUGACUGAAAAUGAACAGGUCCAAGCUUUGUGUGCAAGCCUAGUUGACACAGUUAAAAAGCAAACAAGAGUAACCAUCAAGGACGAUAGCCGGUCCAAUACACAUUCUGAGAGGGUUAUGUUCACUGCUCAAGGUGAAAAGGUCUUGCAGAAUGUGCCCCUAAGGCCCUCGCCAACUAGGCACAAACAUGACAUUUGCAAACACCAGGACUCCAAUCAACUCCAAUCAACAACGUUUGGACCAUCUAUGGAGGCCGUGAAGGAUAUGGCCAUUCCACCACAGGAUAUAAGAGCCGGACAGGCAGAGAGUGGGACAUUGUUGUCCAUCUUGGAGAAUGGAGAUCUAUAUCUAAGACUCCACAGCACCACAGAACAGUUUACUGUACUUGAGAAUCUCAUAGUUGAACAUUUGUCUAAGUGCAAAGUCAUGUCUGAGAAGAAUGUCAAAGAAGGACUUCAAUGCUUGGCAAAAUCAACCAAAGAUGACCAGUGGCACAGAGCAGUUGUACGGCAUGCUUCUAAUGACCAAGGAAAAUGCGUUGUGUUCCUUGUGGAUCAUGGCACUGCAGAGGACGUCCCAAUGGGCUGCAUCAUAGACCUCUGUAAUGACCUCAAGCAAACUCCUGUGCAAGCAGUCUUGUGCAAGUGGAAUAGCCCUGGCCACCCUAUCAGCGACGCUUAUGAGAUAUUGAAGAAAACUCUGAAACAAAUGGUAGGCAAGGAUGUAAAACUGAUGUUUGUGUCCUACUCUGAAGCUGAUAACUUGUGGAUGGUCGAAAUCAUGAUAAAUGGACUGUUCCUUGUUCAGCAAAUGAAGACUGCAACUUCUGAAUUUACUGAAGAAAGACCAAUCCCCACAAAGACUCAAACUGUAACCCCAAAAGAGAAAAACUCCAACUUGGACAACAGUCCCCAGAGGUUCUUCCUUUCCCCAGUGAACAUGGAUCUGGGAUACUCCGGCUUUGCAGCUGCAGUCACCACACCAAGUGAAUUCUACAUUGUUCUGGAAGAUUUGCUUCUCAUCAUGAACAAUGUGUCUACGAUUCUUGAGGAUCUUCCAAAGGAGCUGUUGCCAUUGCAUGAAGAACACCUAAUUCCAGGGUCAUGCUGCCUUGUGAGGUCUGAUAGUAAGAACAAAUGGUGCCGAGCUGAAAUCGUCCAUUCCGAUAGCACAGCGGUUGUGAUCAAUUUGGUUGACUAUGGCCAUUGUGUGGACAUGCCGUACAAAGAUUGGUCUGAGCUGAGAAGACUUCCUGACCAGUUGACCAGGCUACCAAAGGUCACGUAUCCAUGCACUUUGAGAGGAGUAAAAUCAGUCGAGGGGCAAUGGACAGAUGAAGCAGUUAUUUUCUUUCAAGAGUGCAUCUGUAAGAAAAACCUUCAAAUAUACUUCAGGCAGUACAUUUCUGAAGCACACUGGGAGGUGGACAUUGUAGCAGAUGGCGUUCACGUGGCUAAAGACCUGGUUGAUGCUGGCCAUGCAGAAUACAUCGACAUCAUGCUUGGACUGAGAUUUCAAGAACAACGCCCCAUCAGAGCCCCUGAACAGAAAGAAGGCAUGAGUCGUGUAGAGAGAACAUCCAAAGUGGAACCGGAAAUGACACCACCUAGGACGAACAAAUUCCUGAGAAGACUGAAUGAAGAACUAGAACUCGAUGGACACACUUCAAGUGAGGCUGCCUUCCAUGGGCAAGGAUUUGAAAAAGCAAGCGAGAAGACAGCCCGUGCUACUGAGUACCCUGAUGGCCAAGAAGCAGAGAUGAUGACACACUGUAGCACAAUGACUGGAACAAGACAUUGUGCCCUGAUGUGACUACUGGUUAGUUGUGACUACCAGUGAGACGCUACUCCAUAUCAGGUUGUGUGACAAGCGCGUGAAGAGGAGCGAAGGACUACAACACUAUUCCAGACAUUUUCGUUCAGAAAGACUAAAUGCACGACAAGCCAUCAUGCUUCUGAUGAUUGGAAUUUUCUCUUGGGUCAAGAUUAAUGCAGCAGUUAAAAUCCUCUAUAUUCUAUUUUUCUACACAUGGUUGUAUUUAUAUCAGUGGUUCACACUUUUAAGGAUGGCUUAAGUUAUCUAAAUUAAGAUUUCAGUAUGACAUCUCCUUUUUGCAGUAUAUCUGAAAGAAAAUCAAAUGUGUUGCAACAGAUUUGCUUUUGGACUGAUACAGUUUAGGCCUAGAUUCAACCAGAUUAAAUGUUAAACAGUGAUAGAUGAUACCUUGCACAGCUGAUGUUUUGGUGGUGUCAGAGGUGUAAUUGAAAUGGAGCUGUCAAAUCGGUGAGCUGCUGCUCUUGUAAUCUUUGUCAUGAAGCUACACCCGUUCCACUCGCUUUAAAGUUCAACAUGAGAAAGUGUAGACUAUAUAGAAAUAAUCACUCAAAUUUGAAAAUCAUUAAACAAAAUUAGGAUUUCUAUCAGCCUCAUUGAGGUGUAGAUUACACCUCACAUCCCAGUGUUUGAAGUUGUGAACAAGGCUGCAUGGGAUUUCUCAUAAUGACUGUGUAGCCAAUGGCAAUGUCCGCUUUAGGUAUAAUGGCGGGAGCUGCUUGUGGAUUUGACAGCUCUAGCGCAGUUCCACCUCCGACACGUCUGAUAGAAUCUAGCCCUUAGUCUUGAUAUUUGUGAAUAAUAAAUAACUGAAGUGGAAUGCCUGCCUUUUGCUUAUGAAACAAUAUGGUUUGGAUAUAUGCAUAGUUGUUGACAAUGUUUUUAAAGGUUGAGUUGCAUACCUUUUUCAAGCAUUUUCCAGCAGUUAUACAUUAUAAAAUGUAGGCAACAAUCUUCUAAAAUGUUAUGACUACUGACUAGUCAAGUUUGUGAUUUGAUAGGCCUACUUUUUUUUAUUUGGUUUUGAUGCCACAUCUGUCUUUACAGUAUGGUUUGUACUGUAAUCAAUGUUAUUUCUGUGGCAAAUAACAUGUAUGCCUUUGACAGAAGAACCUUACAAAUGUAAAUAAUUGUUGCAAGUAACAUGUUUGUCUUUGAGAAAUAACCUUACUCAUUUAAAUAAUUGAUACCAUUUCAUCUUAUUUUAGUUAUUUGUUAGAUGACACAGUUGGUUGUGAAUAAUUCAAUAAAGAAUCCACACGUAUAACAAUCGUUCAUUAAACAAAUGCUUUGCACAUUUAAAA
This is a messenger RNA of Oncorhynchus mykiss (rainbow trout), 7776 nucleotides long. It is a transcript of the gene tdrd15, whose product is annotated as tudor domain containing 15. NCBI's taxonomy places the organism in Eukaryota, Metazoa, Chordata, Actinopteri, Salmoniformes, Salmonidae. The record is from RefSeq and is a predicted model, not a curated record.